Messenger RNA from Nannospalax galili (Upper Galilee mountains blind mole rat), 1552 nucleotides. It is a transcript of the gene Echdc3, whose product is annotated as enoyl-CoA hydratase domain containing 3. The record is from RefSeq and is a predicted model, not a curated record. The transcript has 5 exons. Gene Ontology annotation, molecular function: hydro-lyase activity. The coding region runs from base 150 to 1052 and encodes 300 amino acids. Lineage: Eukaryota; Metazoa; Chordata; Mammalia; Rodentia; Spalacidae. Gene Ontology annotation, cellular component: mitochondrion.
CCGGAAGGGGAAUCCUCGCGAGGCCUAGCGGCCGGUUCUUGCUCGAGGCCCGGCGCUGUCCCGGCUGCCUGGCUGGCCUUGCCCGGGUGUCCUCAGCGCACGGAGCCUGUGAGCGGCGGACCUCCGGACCUCGCUGGUCUCUGGCUGCAAUGGCCGCGGUCGCAGGCCUGCGGGCCUUUCGGGCGAAGGGACCCACCUGGCUCCGGCGUGGCCCGUGGGCCCCUCGCUCCGCAGGCUUCUGCAGCCCUGGGGCGGCGGGGACCGCGCGGCUGGAGUCGGAGCCCCGGCCCACCAGCACGCGGCAGCGGGACGGAAUCAGGAAUAUUGUCUUGAGCAAUCCCAAGAAGCGGAAUGCGCUGUCACUGGCCAUGCUGAAAUCCCUCCGAAGUGACAUUCUUCAUGAAGCUGAAAGCAAGGACCUGAAAGUCAUUAUAAUUUCAGGUGAGGGCCCUGUAUUUUCUUCUGGGCAUGAUUUGAAGGAGCUGACUGGUGAACAAGGCCAUGAUUAUCACACUGAAGUAUUUCAAACCUGCUCUGAGGUCAUGAUGCUGAUUCAGAACCACCCUGUCCCCAUUAUCGCCAUGGUCAAUGGCUUGGCCACAGCUGCUGGCUGCCAGCUCAUCGCCAGCUGUGACAUCGCUGUGGCGAGUGAGAGAUCUUCUUUUGCCACUCCUGGGGUGAAUAUCGGGCUCUUCUGCUCCACCCCUGCGGUUGCCCUGGGGAGAGCGGUGCCCAGAAAGGUAGCCCUGGAGAUGCUUUUUACUGGGGAGCCUAUUUCUGCUCAGGAGGCCUUGCUCCAUGGACUGAUCAGCAAAGUAGUGCCCGAAGAGCAGCUGGAGGACACAACCAUGAGAAUAGCAAAGAAGAUUGCCUCAUUGAGCCGAUCUGUGGUGGCACUGGGCAAGGCUACCUUCUAUAAGCAGCUGCCCCAAGACCUUCGAACAGCAUACUAUCUCACUUCCCAGGCCAUGGUGGACAACCUGGCCCUGCAGGAUGGGCAGGAAGGAAUCAAUGCCUUCAUCCAGAAGAGAAAGCCCAUCUGGUCACACUGAGCCAGCAGGGAUGAGCCAGUGGGCAGCACAGGAAGUCCCCCAGCUGUCACCUUCUCACCCCACCACACUGCCACCUCCUGGCUAUAAGAGAAGACAGUCUGCUGUUCUGAUGCUAACAUUGGCUUCCCAAUGUGUGAUUUGUACUAAAAGCCGUGAUUCCCUGGGGGAAGAAUAAAGGGAGAAUAAAUGAGGCUCUAGAUCAAUGAUCAGGUCAGUGAGCACCACGUUGGGCUGGCUGUGGCAGAAAGCCUGGUAUCUGAGAGAGUCCACAGAAGCAUAGGUGAGGGGCUACCCAUAUAUAGGUGAGGCAUGAAGUGAGGAUGCCAAUCCCACCAUUCUGCAGUGUCUUCUAAUGCAGAGCCCAUGCUGGGUGCUCACAAUAAGUGAGAAAUCUCCAUGAGAUCUUCUCCACACUGAAAAUCUUGAUUCUCUCAGGAAAUAAGCAUGCCUGUGUCUUUUGGAUAAUCUUAUUUGAUUUGAAUAAAGUAAAUAGUUAUAAA